This is a messenger RNA of Triticum dicoccoides, 3837 nucleotides long. RefSeq names its product ABC transporter G family member 28-like. NCBI's taxonomy places the organism in Eukaryota, Viridiplantae, Streptophyta, Magnoliopsida, Poales, Poaceae. Gene Ontology annotation, molecular function: ATP hydrolysis activity; ABC-type transporter activity; ATP binding. Gene Ontology annotation, cellular component: membrane. The coding region runs from base 1 to 3492 and encodes 1163 amino acids. The transcript is spliced from 14 exons. Gene Ontology annotation, biological process: transmembrane transport. The record is from RefSeq and is a predicted model, not a curated record.
AUGCCAGCCACCACCAAUGCCUACCACCUAGGCCCCAAGGCGCCGACCCUGCAGCUCCACCGAGCGUCCUCCCUCCGCCCGUCCGCCCAACCCAUGGCCCGAGUGGCGGGGCAGCAGCUCGCCGCCGCGCUGCUCCUCCUCACCUCGGCCGCCGCCGCGCGCGCCAUCGCCAUCGGCAGCCCCGCCUACAACGUCGUCCCGCGCCUCUCCUCCUUCCAGGAGCACGCCGUCGUCGUCCCGCGCCUCUCCUUCGAGGAGCACGCCAUCAACCAGGACGACUACGGCGGGGACGGGGACGGGGUCGGGGGCGGCGCCGCCUCGGCCGCCGGGGGCAAGGGCCUCGUCGGCAACCCCGUCGUCGCCGAGAUCGUCAACAAGCGCCUCAAGGGCCUCACCGCCACCUUCGCCCGCUCCAUCCGCAGCCAGCUCGGCUACUGCAUCAAGGACACGGACUCGGAGUGGGACGCGGCCUUCAACUUCACCAAGGACACCUCCUUCCUCAACAACUGCAUGAAGCAGACCAAUGGUGACCUGCACCAGCGGGUGUGCACGGCGGCCGAGAUGAAGUUCUACUUCAACAGCCUGAUCGAGAGCGGGGAGGAGACCAGGUGGGAGAAGAGCUACGUCAGGCCCAACAAGAACUGCAACCUCUCCUCCUGGAUCGACGGCUGCGAGCCCGGCUGGGCCUGCAGCGCCGGCGAGCAGAAGGUCGACCUCCAGGACGCCAAGGACAUCCCCUACCGCGCCGACGACUGCCAGGCCUGCUGCCCCGGCUUCUUCUGCCCCCAUGCCCUCACCUGCAUGAUACCUUGCCCUCUUGGAGCAUACUGCCCACUGUCCACCCUAAACAAGACUACGGGGAUCUGCGACCCGUACAAUUACCAACCGCCUGCUGGGAACCCAAACCACACCUGUGGCAGUGCUGACAAUUGGGCAGAUGUGAUGAGCACCGACGACGUUUUCUGCCCGGCUGGAUUCUACUGCCCGAGCACGACCCAGAAGCUCCCUUGUAGUAGUGGGUAUUACUGCAGGAAGGGAUCGACUUCGCAAACCAGAUGCUACAAGAAGAGCGCAUGUCCGCCCAACUCUGUUAAUCAGGACAUUACGAUCUUUGGCAUGUUGCUAGUGAUUGCCUCUUGUCUAGUCCUUCUGAUCAUCUACAAUUUCUCUGGCCAACUUCUAACCAACCGUGAGAAAAAGCAAGCAAAAUCUCGAGAGGCUGCUGCAAGGUAUGCGAAAGAGACGGCGCAGGCUCGUGAGAGGUGGAAAACAGCUAGAGAUGUCGCCAAGAAGGCUAGCACUGGCCUUCAGUCACAACUGUCUCGCACCUUCUCGCGCAAGCAGAAGCCGGGACAGCCAGGGGGGAUGUCAUCGAAAGGCAUGAUGCCUUCAGUUGGAACGGAUGGGGCUGGAAAAAAGAGCAACCUCCCCGACAUGAUGAGCUCCCUUGAAGAGAACCCAGACGGGCCCGAAGGAUUCCAAAUGGAAAUAGGAGAUAAGACCGGCAAGAAGAUGCCCAAAGGGAAGCAGAUGCACAGCCGGAGCCAGAUUUUCAAGUAUGCAUACGGUCAAAUCGAGAAGGAAAAGGCAAUUCAACAGGAGAUGGAGGAGAACGAUAACAACAUGAGUUUGUCUGGUGUGGUAAGCAUGGCCAAAGAGCACGAAGUCGGUUCGAGAAUGCCCAUUGAGGUCGCGUUCAAGGACCUAACUCUGACGUUGACCGGGAGCAAGAAGAAGAUCUUGAGGUCCGUGACAGGAAAGCUCAUGCCUGGCCGCGUAGCUGCCGUCAUGGGCCCAUCUGGUGCUGGCAAGACCACAUUUCUGAGUGCUGUCGCCGGCAAGGCAACUGGUUGUGACACAUCAGGCUUGGUGCUCAUCAAUGGUAAAGUUGAGCCGAUCCGUGCGUACAAGAGGAUUAUCGGCUUUGUUCCCCAAGAUGACAUUGUCCAUGGCAACCUAACCGUUGAAGAAAAUCUCUGGUUCAAUGCAAGAUGCAGGCUGGCAGCAGACAUGUCGAAAGCCGAAAAGGUCCUCGUCGUGGAGAGGGUCAUUGAGUCUUUGGGGCUGCAGCCAGUUCGAGAUUCUCUGGUCGGGACGGUGGAGCAGCGUGGCAUCUCCGGUGGCCAGCGCAAGAGAGUCAACGUCGGUGUAGAAAUGGUCAUGGAACCUUCGGUGUUGAUCUUAGAUGAGCCAACUUCAGGUUUGGAUAGUGCAUCCUCCCUGCUUCUUCUCCGUGCCCUUCGCCGGGAAGCUCUCGAAGGCGUCAAUAUCUCCAUGGUUGUUCAUCAGCCUAGCUACACGCUGUACAGAAUGUUUGAUGACUUGAUACUUCUCGCCAAAGGGGGGAUGACUGUCUACCAUGGUCCAGUAAAGAAGGUGGAAGAAUACUUCUCGGGGCUGGGCAUUGUCGUGCCGGAUCGCGUGAACCCACCCGACUACUACAUUGACAUCUUGGAGGGCAUUGUGAAGCCAAACAUGAGCGCGGGCGUAACCGUUAAGGACCUGCCGCUCAGAUGGAUGCUGCACAACGGCUAUGACGUUCCACGGGACAUGCUGCGGAGCACCUCCGGGUCUGAAUCUUCGUCCAGAGGAGGCGCAGACCCUUCUUCUCCUGGCGCGGACGCAAGCCCAUCCUUUCUAUCAGAAAUGUGGGCCAAUAUCAAGGACACCAUCAUGCAGAAGAAGGAUGAGUUUGACUAUAACAAGUCAACCUUAGAUCUGUCAAACCGCAACACCCCCGGCAUCCUUAGGCAGUACAGGUACUUCCUGGGAAGGGUUGGCAAGCAGAGGCUCCGGGAAGCAAGGAUACUGGCUGUCGACUACCUGAUACUCUGCCUUGCUGGGAUAUGCCUGGGGACGCUGGCCAAAGUGAGCGACGAAACGUUUGGAGCGCUUGGGUACACUUACACUGUCAUCGCCGUCUCCCUGCUUUGCAAAAUCGGAGCCCUAAGAUCCUUCGCCCUGGACAAGAUAUACUACUGGAGGGAAAGGGCCUCGGGGAUGAGCUCGCUGGCCUACUUCCUGGCCAAGGACACCAUCGACCACUUCAAUACCAUCGUCAAGCCCAUCGUCUACCUCUCCAUGUUCUACUUCUUCAACAACCCCAGGUCGUCCAUCUGGGAGAACUAUGUCGUCAUCGUUGCGCUUGUGUACUGCGUCACGGGCAUCGGCUACACCCUCGCCAUCUUCUUCCAGCCAGGCUCCGCACAACUGUGGUCUGCACUGCUCCCAGUCGUUCUCACCUUGAUAGCAACUCAGCAGAAGGACACUAUCAUAGCUGAUCUUUGCUACACAAAGUGGGCUCUGGAGGCGUUCGUGAUCGCCAACGCUCACAACUACACCGGGGUGUGGUUGAUAACACGGUGCGGCUCUCUGCAAAGUAACGGCUACGACAUCAGCAACAGGAGUCUCUGUUUAUGGGUCCUCGUGGCCAACGGGGUGAUCUUCCGCUGCGUAGCCUUCUUCUGCAUGGUAGUCUUCCAGAAGCACUGACCCCUCUGUCGAUAGAUACAGCUGAUCGGUUCAUCGCUUCUUUCUUUCUCUGCGUAACAGAAAAAUGUACAAUUGUUAGAGCUUUCUGUCUUUCACAGCAUGCAUGAGGUGUACAUAAGAACAGAUUUACCUUUUUGUUGUUGUGAAGAUGUAAAGAGCAGGAUGUUGAGUAGCAGCAGGCAGCUGGUCAGGAAUGCCCUAAUUUUUAUGUAGAGGCGUUAUCCAUUUCAGAUUAGCUGAUGAUAGCACAUGUCAGAGGAACACUUCACUUGUUGCCUUCAGUCGAGUAACAUUUGAGGUGCAAAUGUCAAAUUGUUUCUGGCUGUACUGUACUACAUGGUCAGG